AUGAGUGUUUUAAUAGAAACUAAUCUUGGUGAUAUUGUAAUAGAUUUAAAUACAGAGGAAUGUCCAAUAACUUGUAAAAAUUUUUUAAAAUUAUGUAAAAUAAAAUAUUAUAAUUUUUGUUUAUUUUAUAAUGUUCAAAAAGAUUUUUUAGUUGAAUGUGGUGAUCCAAGUAAUACAGGUAAAGGUGGAGAAUCAAUUUAUGGAUUAUUAUAUGGUAAUGAAGCAAAAUAUUUUCAAGAUGAAAUUAAAAAGAGUCUUAGACAUAAUGAAAUUGGUACAGUAGCAAUGGCAAAUACAUCAAAGGAUAAGAAUGAUUCAAAAUUUUAUAUAACAUUAAAAUCAGAUUUAAAUGAAUUGAAUGAUAAACAUACAAUAUUUGGUAGAGUAGUUGAGGGUAUUGAAGUAUUGAAAAAAAUUAAUUCAACAUUUUCAGAUAGUAAUAAUAGACCACUACAAAAUAUACGUAUAUUACAUACUAUCAUAUUGGAUGACCCAUUUCCAGAUCCAAAUGGAUUAUCAGAGCAUAUACCAAAUCAGUCACCAAAAUUCAUUAAACAAUCAAAAACAGAUGAUAGAUUUGAAAUUGAUGAAGAUUUAGAUAAAGAGAAUCGUGGUAAAACAAAAGAAGAGAUUAAUGAAAUCAUUGAUGAAAAAGAUGCAAAAUCAAGAUCAGAAUUAUUGGAAAUGAUUGGUGUGUUACCAAGUGCCGAUAUUAGACCACCCGAUCAUGUAUUAUUCGUUUGUAAAUUAAAUCCAAUUACAGAAGCUGAAGAUUUAGAAUUGGUAUUCUCUCAAUGUGGUACUGUUAAAAGUUGUGAAGUUGUACGUGAUAAAGUUACAAAUGAUUCACUUUGUUAUGCUUUUGUUGAAUAUUCAACAAAGGAAGAAUGUGAAAAAGCAUAUCUUAAAUUGGAAAAUAUUUUAAUUGAUGAAAGAAGAAUCCAUGUGGAUUUUUGUCAAUCAGUUGCAAAAGUUAGAAAUAAUCAAAAUUCAUUAAAAAACUUUUUAACAAGAGGCAAAGGUGGUAGUGGAAGAUUGGAUAGAAAACAUAUAUUAAAUAAAAACUACCAACAAGAAUCAGGUACAAAGGGAUAUAAUUAUGUUGAUGAUGAUGAUAGAAAUUUUAAAAAGCAGAAAAGUAAUGAAAAAGACUCAAGAGAAAGAGAUAUGAAAUCAUCAUCAUCUUCAUCAUCAUCAGAAAGUGAUAACCGAUACAAAGAUAGAAAUCAUCAUGACAGAAAUUACAAUAGAUCAUAUGACAGAGAUAAUAGAAAUAAAGAUGAUGAAAGAGAAAGAGAUAGAGAAAGAGACAGAGAUAGAGAUAGAUACAGUGAUAGGGAUAGAGAAAGAGAUAGAGAUAGAUACAGUGAUAGAGAUAGAUACAGAGACAGAGAUAGAUACAGUGAUAGAGAUAGAUACAGUGACAGGGACAACGAAAGAAAUAGAGAAAAGGACCGAUAUAGACGUUAA
Dictyostelium discoideum AX4 is the source of this 1470-nucleotide messenger RNA. RefSeq lists its product as hypothetical. The record is from RefSeq and is a predicted model, not a curated record. Lineage: Eukaryota; Evosea; Eumycetozoa; Dictyosteliales; Dictyosteliaceae. The transcript is spliced from 3 exons. Gene Ontology annotation, molecular function: nucleic acid binding; peptidyl-prolyl cis-trans isomerase activity; isomerase activity. Gene Ontology annotation, cellular component: nucleus. The coding region runs from base 1 to 1470 and encodes 489 amino acids.